AUGGACCCUGUCUACCAUUUAAUCUACGAAGGUGAAAUCUAUAGCAUCUCUCCAAGUUAUUAUGAAUCAGUUCUCGAAUACCUUUAUUAUGAUACUCAAAACCGUGAUGAUUCCCAAAAACAUCCACAACAACAAAAUCUAUCGCUCGACCAAUUCAAAGCACGUUACGACUACUUGGCUGAACAACAAUAUCUCUCACAAGUCAUCAAAUUCAAUGAGUUUGUCGAGCGUAGUACAUAUGCAAUUCAUCAAUCUGCCAUAUCUUCACGAUUAGAUAAACUAGUUCCUAAACCAACGUUUUUAUUCACACAUUCACUACUCGAACUCGAUCACUGGUGUAAAGUGGUGGUGCGAGCUGCUGUCCGUAAAACACUAGAAAGCUUAGAUAUAAACCUGGAAGAAUUAGCCAAACACCAAGGAAUCUUUGACAAUCCUGGAAGUUACUACGCACAAUUGGCUGCCCUUACACGUCUUGAAGAGUCCUUUGCAGAAGAAUCACACAUCUGGGAAACCCAAAGAGCUGCCUCUACUGCUGACCAUCUAAGUACACACAAUAAGCUAUCUCCAGAUUCUCCACACUUUGAACGGCCAGCUUCUUUGCAAUCUGGAUCCACAGAAAAUAAACGGAUCGAAGCCUUUUGUAAUAUUGUGACUAUUGGUAUAGAAAAGUUCGAACCUGUUUAUCAUCACCUAGCACACCAUUCUAAAAGACACUUAUAUGUCGAGGCUUUUAAAAAAUGUAAACGUGAUCUUAUUGCUGCCAUUACAAAGUGUAUCCCAGAUUCAGAAAUUGAUACUCGUCCAAAAUCACAUCCAGAGAGAUUCUCAACAGGUUUAGGCUCAUCAUCACCAGUAGUAGUCAAUGCACAGCCUUUCAAACAACAACACACCCAAGCCAAAAGUUGGUCAAACAGUAUAUCGCCAUUGCAAAUUGCACCUCCCAAUUUCAUGGUCAACGGGACUAUACGUUUUGCUGAAUCAUCUAUGCAACGAAAUGAAAAUAAAAGUUCAAUACCCCCUAAAAAUCCCUUUAGUAUUCUCCUUGACCCGGCUUCCCAAACCUCUCUUGCGCAAUUCCUUGAACUUCUCGAAAGUUGUCGUCGUCGUACUCUUGGAGAUAAUAACCCACUCCCACCGGCCUCUUAUUAUUUUGUAGAUGCCGGAUAUCUUCCAGACCCACGUCUUUUGUGCAAGCUUUCUGUUCCUAAAAAAGUUUCUCUCAGACAAACAAUUGAAUUCCAUACAAGGUUAUUGCAAAAGGAAAUCGAGCUUGGGUACUUUAAAAAUGUCCCCAAUAAAUCUUUCCAUAGUAAAAUCAUGUCAGACCUUGAUCUUCCACAACCCCCCAUUUCUUCAAUAACAGGUAUUGCUGACACAGCAGCUGAGUUUAGUGACCCAACAUAUAACCCUUACACAGACCCUUCCAAACUGACAACACUCCACAAUACGGGUUUGCCGGGACUACUACCAGCAGAUACACUUGCACGCAGACGACAGGCAACACACCGUCGCCGGACACAAGAGGCUAAUAUGUAUGGACGUUAUUAUAGUAUGCUGGCAUACGCCGUACGGGUGCACUAUCUCCACCCUACUCUAAGUCCAGACGACACGAACACGCAACCGCGUGACAAUGACUAUGCCCAUGCGCGUGAAAUUGUGAGUUUGCUUGAACGGUAUCUUCUUGAAAAUGAAGGUGUUGAUGGUAAUGGUGGGUUUAGUGGGAUGACGGCUCGUCGGCGUGAGGUGGAUUUUAACAUUGCCCAAAUCUUAGAAGCUCAUGAUUGUGCGUUGGCAGAAGUGACAGCAGGCUGUACGUUACAGUUGCAACAAAUGCAAAGAGAUAACAUGUUACCAACACCAAGACUCCAACCCCAGGCAUCACCUCCAACCAAAGUCUCAGGGGGUGCUUCUCCUGGUCUUAUGCGGCGCCGCAGUAUCCAGAACUUGUUGCAAGGAGUUGCCGGGUGUCUCACAUCGAGCUCGCAUAAUGCAGAAAUAUAUGCUCCAGAAUCGCAAUCGUUACGGUCACCGUAUUAUAGUACUGAUAAAACAAUUGGGUUUGAGUAUGAUGCAAGAGACUCUGUGUAUGGGAAUGGCGAGUACUCUUCACCAAGUAGGUCAGCUCCACAUCCACCACCACCACCGCCACAGAUAUCAUUGCCACGCAGACCACCAACUGCAGAUGAUGAUACUCGGCGACAGACUUUGGUACAAGGACGGUCUACGGGGGCAUUGUUAAGCAAGGGGUUAAAGAAGUUGCGUUCAGAGAAAAGUUCAUCGCGGUUAAAUUCUUUGUUUAAUGGUGGAGAUAAAAAGAGUGGUGGUGGUGGUGGUGGUGGUAGUGAUGGGUAUUAUCAUGAGUAUGGAAUAAGUUCAAAAGUUUAUUGA
Magnusiomyces paraingens is the source of this 2388-nucleotide messenger RNA. RefSeq lists its product as uncharacterized. The transcript has a single exon. The record is from RefSeq and is a predicted model, not a curated record. The coding region runs from base 1 to 2388 and encodes 795 amino acids. NCBI's taxonomy places the organism in Eukaryota, Fungi, Ascomycota, Dipodascomycetes, Dipodascales, Dipodascaceae.